Teleopsis dalmanni is the source of this 3242-nucleotide messenger RNA. Its product is annotated as protein sidekick-like. The transcript has 5 exons. The annotation marks the transcript as partial. Lineage: Eukaryota; Metazoa; Arthropoda; Insecta; Diptera; Diopsidae. Gene Ontology annotation, biological process: cell-cell adhesion. The record is from RefSeq and is a predicted model, not a curated record. Gene Ontology annotation, molecular function: protein binding.
UGAACAACAUUAUUAUUUCCAUACAUUUCUGAAAACAUUAAACCACGAAAAUUAUAAAUAACAUUGCGAAUGGAAUAACAAUAGAGAUGCAACUUGUUGAGAUUUCGAGUCGCGUUCAAAUUCUGGAAUCUGGUGAUUUAUUAAUUUCGAAUAUACGCGAAUCGGAUGCUGGUCUAUAUACUUGUGUGCGGUCCAAUGAAGCCGGCACUGUUAAUGGUGAAGCAUAUCUUGGAGUUAUGGUGAGGACACAAAUCAUACAACCACCGGUGGAUACAACAGUGCUGCUGGGACUUACUGCUACACUGCAAUGCAAAGUCUCCAGCGAUCCAACAGUGCCAUUCAAUAUCGAUUGGUAUCGCGAAGGUCAUCCAAUGCCAAUCAGUAAUUCACAGCGCAUUGGCGUACAAGCGGACGGCACUCUGGAGAUACAAGCAGUACGCGCCUCCGACGUUGGCACUUAUUCAUGUGUGGUUACAUCGCCAGGUGGCAAUGAAACGCGGUCAGCGCGAUUAAGUGUCAUCGAACUGCCGUUUCCACCAACAAAUGUUAAAGUUGCGCGCUUAGAUGCACCAAACCAACGUACCAUCAACAUAUCAUGGACACCGGGUUUUGAUGGCAACAGUCCAAUAUUAAAAUUCAUCAUACAACGCCGUGAAGUAUCAGAACUAGGUCCAGUUCCAGACCCUUUACUAAAUUGGGUAACCGAAUUGAGUAAUGUGUCGGCUGAACAUCGUUGGAUUUUGCUGAAAACACUUAAAGCUGCUACAGUUUAUCAAUUUCGAGUCAGCGCCGUCAAUCGUGUUGGAGAAGGUUCCCCUUCCGAGCCUAGUAAUAUUGUGGAGCUACCACAAGAAGCACCAUCAGGGCCACCUGUUGGAUUUGUAGGUUCAGCUCGAUCAAUGUCAGAAAUUAUAACGCAAUGGCAACCGCCUUUGGAAGAACAUCGCAACGGACAAAUUCUUGGCUAUAUAAUACGUUAUCGUCUCUUUGGUUAUAACAAUGUACCUUGGACAUAUCAGAAUAUUACAAAUGAAGCGCAACGAAACUAUUUAAUACAAGAACUCAUCACAUGGAAAGAUUAUAUAGUACAAAUCGCAGCUUAUAACAAUAUGGGAGUGGGUGUGUACACCGAAGGAGCUAGAAUAAAAACAAAAGAAGGCAUACCGGAAGCACCACCUACAAAUGUUAAAGUUAUUGCCAUAAAUUCUACUUCAGUUAAAGUAUCCUGGAUACCACCAAAUCCACAACAAAUAAACGGCAUAAACCAAGGAUAUAAAAUACAAGCUUGGCGUCAUGAAAUGAACGAUGAUGACUUGGAAGAAACUGAAGCCCGAAUGAUCACAGUACCGCCAAGUCUAAUUGAUCCACUUGCCGAACAAAUUGCUAUUCUAAGUGGACUGGAAAAAUUCACGGAUUAUAAUAUAACAGUUUUAUGCUUCACAGAUCCUGGUGAAGGUGUUCGUAGCUAUAAAAUAGCUGUUAAAACGAAAGAGGAUGUGCCAGAUGAAAUUACCGCUUUGCAUUUUGAUGAAGUUUCAGACAGAUCUGUUAAAGUGUUGUGGGCACCACCGAAAAAUUUAAAUGGAAUUUUGACUGGUUAUACCGUACGGUAUAAAGUUAAAGAUCAUCCUGAAACUUUAAAAUCAGUUAAUUUGACUGCUGAUGAUACACAGUUAACAGUUACACAAUUACAAGCCACUACACAUUACUGGUUUGAAAUAAAGGCAUGGACUAAAGUUGGUGGGGGACCUGCAAAAACUGCAACAAUACAGUCGGGAGUUGAGCCUGUAUUGCCACAUCCACCAACAAAUUUGGCGCUUUCUAAUAUAGAGGCAUUCUCGGUUGUGUUGCAAUUUACGCCUGGGUUUGAUGGUAACUCAUCUAUUACGAAAUGGAAAGUGGAUGCACAAACUGCGCGUAAUAUGACCUGGUUUACAGUCUGUGAAAUAUCAGAUCCUGAUGCAGAAACUUUAACAGUAACGGGACUAAUGCCAUUCACUCAAUACCGUUUACGUCUGAGUGCUACAAAUGUUGUGGGCUCUUCCCAGCCUUCCGAAGCUACCAAAGACUUUCAAACUAUACAGGCAAGACCAAUGCAUCCACCAUUUAAUGUAACAGUGCGAGCAAUGAGUGCUACACAGUUAAGAGUACGCUGGAUUCCAUUACAACAAACUGAAUGGUUUGGAAAUCCUCGUGGUUAUAACAUUACAUAUCGUCAAAUUGAAAGCAUAACGAAGGUAUCAGCGAAAUCUGUAUUAAUUGAAGAUCAUACUGCGAAUUCGCAUGUGCUAGAAGGUUUAGAAGAAUGGACACUUUACGAGGUUUUGAUGAAUGCUUGUAAUGAUGUGGGUUUCUCGAGAGAUAGUGCAAUUGCUGUCGAACGAACACGUGAAGCGGUACCUUCGUAUGGUCCUUUAGAGGUGCAAGCCAAUGCCACAUCCUCCACAACAAUUGUAGUACGCUGGGGUGAAGUGCCGAAGCAGCAUCGUAAUGGUCAAAUUGAUGGCUACAAAGUGUUUUAUGCCGCUACUAACCGUGGCGGUCAAGUGCUACACAAAACCAUAUCAAAUAAUGCUUCCUACACAACUACAUUGACUGAACUAAAAAAAUUCGUAAUCUACCACAUACAAGUACUUGCAUUUACUAGACUCGGUGAUGGUGCUUUAAGUACUCCUCCAGUACGUGUACAAACAUUUGAAGACACACCAGGUCCGCCUUCCAACGUAAGCUUUCCAGAUGUAUCAUUUUCGACUGCUCGUAUAAUUUGGGAUGUACCUGAAGAUCCAAAUGGCGAAAUCUUAGCUUAUCAAGUGACAUAUUCAUUAAAUGGCAGUGUUAAUCUUAACUACAGUCGUGAAUUUCCACCAUCAGAUCGCACUUUUAGAGCAACACAAUUGUUGGCAGAACGGUAUUAUAUUUUUAGUGUCACAGCUCAAACACGUCUGGGUUGGGGUAAAACCGCCGCAGUUCUUGUUUACACUACAAACAAUCGCGAACGCCCACAACCACCAUCUAUGCCACAAAUAUCGCGUAGUCAAAUACAAGCACAUCAAAUAACUUUCAGUUGGACACCCGGCCGUGAUGGAUUCGCCCCACUUCGCUAUUACACUGUACAAUUACGAGAGAAUGAUGGUCCUUGGACAAUACUGCCAGAACGCGUCGAUCCUGCAUUUACUUCUUAUACUGCAAUUAAUUUGAAACCACAUACUACAUAUCAAUUUCGCAUACAAGCGACAAACGAU